Molecule: messenger RNA, 1060 nt
Organism: Chelmon rostratus (copperband butterflyfish)
Lineage: Eukaryota; Metazoa; Chordata; Actinopteri; Chaetodontiformes; Chaetodontidae
Gene: ptgdsa
Product: prostaglandin D2 synthase a
Exons: 7
Coding region: 104-661 (185 amino acids)
Molecular function (GO): small molecule binding
Source: RefSeq, a predicted model, not a curated record
CCUGCAUCUGUUGACUGCCUACAGUUCACUUUAGGCUCAGGUCAGAUACCCUCACUCAACCUUCCAGUCCAUCCGACGGGCCGCUUCCAUUCUCCACGCAGCCAUGAGGACCACUGUGGCCACCGUUGUCAUGGUGAUGUUGUGUGUGAUGAUGGCACGGGCAGACGUGAAGCCCCAAAGAGAUUUCAGCCUGCAGAAGUUUGCAGGGAAGUGGUACCGGGUGGGCCUGGCCUAUGACUCUCCAAGUUUUGCCCCCUACAGAGACAAAAUAAAGGCCUCCAUGGGCAUCGUCACAGCACUGCCAAACGGCAACGUUAACCUCACAAUGUGGGACGCCACGCCUUUAGGUUGUCAGAGUAAGCUGUACCAGUAUGAGAAGACCAACGUAGCCGGAACGUUCACCUACUUCAGCACACGCCAUAACAUGGUGAAGGACAUCACAGUGGUGGACACAAACUACACUGAUUACGCCUUGGUUCUCAAACACAAGGUUUUUAACAGAGAGUACACACAGGUGGCGCUUUACGGUCGCUCUCAAAGCGUCAGAACUAAUGUAAUUCAGAGGUUUAAAGCCUUUGCCUUGUCUCAGGGCUUCUCCAGAGAUUCUAUUCUGACUCCGCCUCCUGCAGAAAAUUGCCCACCAUCAGCAUCUGGACGUUAGGUUCCCUGAUGUGUCUGAGAGGGGGUUGGCAACGUAUUCUGAUGAGCUCCACUUUUUCCCAGCAUUUACUAUGAAGACCAAAGAACUCUCUUCCAUCAUUCUGGCUACAAAGAUGAUAAAUAGCAAAUACUGCUGAUGAAAUGUACUCAACAUCAUAUCUUCUCCUGUGCAGUCAUAGUUAAAUAAACAAUGUCUGACCUCCAGGUUACUUAAAUCCUUUCUGUCACCAAACAUCACACAAAAGCUUUAUAGGAAAAUGUUCUUUGUUGCGGUGGCUGUUUUCAAAUUGUUUAUAUAAAAUCUUUGGUUAAAUUCUGAGUUUUAAAUGUUCUCCUGACCCUCCUGAAUAUAAUCAACUGGGCUGUGUUGACACACUUAAAUAAACAGUAUUAACCUCCA